Molecule: messenger RNA, 522 nt
Organism: Hyalella azteca
Lineage: Eukaryota; Metazoa; Arthropoda; Malacostraca; Amphipoda; Hyalellidae
Product: glutamic acid-rich protein-like
Exons: 2
Coding region: 1-522 (173 amino acids)
Source: RefSeq, a predicted model, not a curated record
AUGGCACCAGGAAAUGGGAAGAUCAGUAAGGAGUCUCUUCCUUGCUCAGGUCACGGACAGUCUAGGCACAUGACCUUAUCGUCAUCGCUGAGGUCCGUGUCCUGCAUCUCGUCAAUAUUGGAUGCGAUCCUUGCAUCGCUGGGAGGGCAAACUGAACGACAUGAAACAGAACUCGACGAGUUGGACGAGCUAGAGGAGCUGGACGUGCUAGAGGAGCUGGACGUGCUAGAGGAGCUAGAGGAGCUGGACGAGCUAGAGGAGCGAGACGAGGAAGACGAGCGCGACGAAGAGGAAGACGAGCGAGACGAAGAUGAUGACGAGCGAGACGAAGAGGAAGACGAGCGAGACGAAGAGGAAGACGAGCGAGACGAAGAGGAAGACGAGCGAGACGAGGAAGACGAGCGAGACGACGAGGAAGACGAGCGAGACGAAGAGGAAGACGAGCGAGACGAAGAGGAAGACGAGCGAGACGAAGAGGANAAGCGUGAACGAGUUUCCGUUUAUAGCGAACUUAGUCGAUAA